GCGGCUGAACUGUGGCGGCCCCGCGCCCAGUUCCUCAAUGGAAAAGGUGUUAAAAACUGUCCGUGGCACUAUGGAAGCACUCAGACAAAAUAGUCAUCUGCUGACACCCUGAGGAAUAGUUGGGCAGAGUGACUGAAAUGAAGAGCUUCAACCAUCGCUUCAGUAUGGCAGCAGCUGAAUCUGACAAAGACUCCGGAUAUUCAGAUGGAAGUUCCGAGUGCCCAAGUGCUAUGGAGCAGACAGACUCCGAGGAUGUGCUGAAUGCGCUGUGUUGGAAUGCAGAGGAUGGGCCUUGGCAAUGCCCAAGGACCACAAGCAGCUCCUUUCCUGCACUAUCUCCUAUGGUUGUUAUGAAAAAUGUGUUGGUUAAGCAGGGGAGUUCAUCACAGCUCCAGUCUUGGACUGUGCAGCCAUCCUUUGAAGUGAUUCCAGCUCAGCCACAGCUAGUGUUUCUUCGUCCAUCAAUCCCACCUCCCAUUAAUCCUCACUCUGAUGGGAAAAAGAGAAAUGACUCCACUAAUUAUCUGCCCAUCCUGAAUUCUUUUCCCAAAAUAGCACCACAGCCCUGCAAAAGAGAUCACUCCUUUGAUCUAGAAGAAUGUCAGGAAGCCACUUGCUAUAAACGACUCUGCACAGAAGCACCCAAGAUGGAGACUUCUCCUCUACUAAUGAGCACAGGCUUGCCUACUAGUCCUUUUUCCCAUGUACCAGUUAGCUUUAAGACCCCUCAGGAUUCUAGCCAGCAAAGUUCUUCAGCUCUGGUGACAAGUGGAAAACUGUCAGCUCUCCCGGGUUUUCAUCGUGUUUCCAGUGACGCUCAGAAAGUGCCAGGUUUGACUCCCCUUUUGCCUUUUGGGACUCUGCAGGCAACAAAAUGCACUGUUCAUGAGAGCGAGAGUGCAUCACAGACUACAGUGCCUUCUGCAGUGUGGAGCCCUCCAUUGAUACCAGAAGAGAUUUGCACUACCCCUGAGCUGCUCUUGCAACAACAAAGCAAGUGCAGACGCUUUCAGAAUACGCUUGUUGUGCUACGCAGGUCGGGAUUGCUGGAGAUUACUUUAAAAACCAAGGAGCUCAUUCAUCAGAACCAGGUGACACAGGCUGAGCUGGACCAGCUGAAGCACCAGACACAGCUUUUCAUAGAGGCAAUAAAGAACAAUGCCCCACAGUCAUGGGCAGAGCUAGAAGCAUCUCUGACAGGUUCUGAUAAGGCUGAUAACAACCUUGAAGACCCCACUUAUCCCAACAUGUAGUAAAAAUGUGCUUAGCUGUUGGUCAAGUUAUUUCUGUGCCUCCUUUUUCCUGUCUCAAACUUCUACUCGAGCAUUUUUUGAUUUGCAAAGUUGCAAAUGUUGCAUUGCCAUUAACAAUUUGUCUUUAGAGCCAGCUGUAGGACUGGAAUAGCAUGGUGGGUUCUAGACAAAAUGGGUACUUGGUACUGUAGUGUGACCUUGAAUUUCAUGCUUACUCUCUGUAAUUCCUUGGACUGAGGAAGUUUAUUUGUGUUCUGCUGGCAUGUUCCCAUUCUUGAAGUGAAGACAGUCACUUGCAGUAUUCUGCAAACAUCUUCUUAUUCCCAUCUUCAGAUAGUUGUUUGUGAGAGUGCAGCAGCAGAACAGACCCCACUGAUGGGCCAUCAUCAGUUCCAGGCAGUCAGACCCCACUGAUGAGCCAUCAUCAGUUCCAAGCAGUUCCAAGUAGGUGAAGGGAGUUGGUAUGAGGUGAAAUAAGUUCUUCUCCCAUCCCCGUUUUUUGUGGGUUUUUGUUUUUUGGGUUUUGUUUGUUUGUUUGUUUUGUUUUUUUUUUUUUUUUUUUUUUAGAGAAAUCAGAUGAAUGUAGUGAGGGUGGGAGGAGUGUCAGCUUGGAUAAACUUGCUAAAACAUUUAUCUGCCUAAGUUUGAACUUCAAAAAACAAACUCCGAAAUGUUUUUUUCCUUCAUAUGGAUUGAUAGCAUUCCUAGGCUGCUUGCCUUGAGAUAUUGCUAACACCACAGUGUGCAUAAGAUAUUGACCUUGCUACCAGAGAGGCACAGUAGUCAUGUUACAAAAGCUGUUUUACAAACAUUUAUUUCAUUGCAGUUAUCUAGGCACUUAACUACAUUUCUCUCUGCAGUCUGAAGGGAUUUUUGUUCCCAAGGUAGCUUGUGUAGAAAAUUGAAAACUGCUUUGUCUAAGAACAUUAAGGAAUAUGGGUCAUCUGUGAUAUGUUCUUUGUGUAACAGUGUUUUCAAAAAUUCAUGCCAUCUGGGCAACUAAGUAUUUUGAUGCUUGGGUUCCUUCUGUCACCUGUUUCAGAUUGUUUAAAAGAAACUUGAAAGUAGAGUGGAUGUCUUGCUAAUUUGUGACUAGACCUUUACAUUUUGGGAUGCCUCUAAGAAUCAGUAUUGUGGAAGACUGUAGAGAAUACUGUUAUAGUCCUUCCUGAAACAGGUGGAUUAGAGAAAUUUUAAGGGACUUCUGUCUUGCAAGGGAUUUCACCCUUUUUAUACUGAUGAAAAGAAAUGCUUUACUUGUCUAAGUUGAGGUAUGUGAGCCCUCAUUGUAUAACCAUGGGCAUAAAGAGAAAUGUUGUGGCAGGGUUUGCUGUAGUGGAGCUGUAGCCAGCUAGCAGCUGUGCCUUUCAUGAGAUCCUGCCUACCUGCUGAAGACUGGUGCAGUAUGUGGGAAUUGUUCAAAAGCAUUUGUAGACGCUGUUUUGGCAUUUAUGUUUUUUUAAUAUACCUCAUAUAAUUGUGAUGCUACCAUGUCUCAUAACUCGCAGCCUGGCGAUAUUGGAACUCAGCCAGUAAACCCAGAAGGCAGCACAGUACAGUGUAAUAAUGUAGGAUAUGUCCAAUAUGGACACAGUCUAUCAGUUGUGAUACCUGAACCAGAUGACAUAUGGCAGGAUAGAUGUGAUGAUAACUUAGUCCAUUUAUGAGGGAAGAAGAUCCUGUUUUCAUCUGAACUUCUUACAAGGAGAGGAGGCAGUUCCAUUGAUGAAAUACAUGUAAUAGGCCUAGAGGUGUGAGGUAUGAGAAAGUGCAUAGGAUAUUUUUCCUACUUUUCCUAAAGUUCUUACUUAUUCUACCUAUUAAAUAGAGGGGAGAAUUUGAACUUCAGAAUAUGUAUUUUUAGGAAGCGAUUGCCCUAGAAAACAAGAUGAUGGGCUCAGGGUACCUAGAGAUGAAAGGGAGACAGAAAAAAAUGAAGUCCAGUCGUAGCUGUUUGAGACAAGGAAAAUGAGUCUACCAGUGACCUCCAUUCUAUUUUCACUGCUCUAAUAGAGUAUAAAAGGAUGAAAAACUUGCUUUACAGGGCAGUACCCUCUGACUUAGGGAGACUUAGCUGGUAGAAAUCUCUUAUAGCUCUUAGAGUACCACAUGUACUUUUUCCUGGCAGUAUGGAGGAUGGGCUGAAGUGGGUGUGCUUACAGCUAAUGGGCCUUUCAGCUGGUGUAAUUUGUAUAAAUAUAUGUUCAAUAAAUCUGUGAAUAAAGUCCAGCAGCUGGUUAGAAAUCUCCUACUGGGCAUCAGUCCAGACUUAAAUAGUAUUUACUGAACUAGAAAAAUCCACUCUGGAACUCAAACCUGGGGCUCCUUAGGAAGCAUAUCCCUAGAUAAUGGGAAACCUUAACAUCUAUGUUAAAAAAAAAAAGGAUGUUGAAGGUCUCUGGUGAUAAGUAUGUCAUCAGGCACCAUUCUGUUCAGUUUUCUUAGCUGCCUUUAGUCCUGGGAGCCCUGAUAAAGCUUUAAAACACUAAGGGCUUUAGUUUUUUUUGGCUGCAAUGUAAUAAAACAGGUUAGCAUGGAAAUACAUUUGGAAAAUUAGUUGACUACAUCAGGACCAGGAUAAGUCAAGAUUCUGGGCAGGAUCUGAAAGUUGUCCAGUAGAUUUGAACAGAAUUGUUAGCCUCUGAAUGGACACUGUGAGCUAUGAGCUCACAGGGUUUUUUGAUCUUUGAAGCAGUAGGACUUGGUAUUAAGAAGUCAGCUGAAGACAGCUGUCCUGGUCUAAUCAGUCAGAUGGCCUGCUGCAGUUUCAGCUGUUGCUGUCAACUUACAAGUAGCUUGAUGGGUCAGACAGACUGGUUUUUGUAUUAAGUUUUAAUAAAUAUUGGUAUUUUUUGAUUACUUUUACUAUGUCUUUUUGAAAUUCUGCUGUUCUAGUUGGAAUGGAAAUACCUUCUGUACUUUCAAAGCACAUUGCUAGCUCUGAACACAGUAGCCCAAU
Molecule: messenger RNA, 4212 nt
Organism: Cinclus cinclus
Lineage: Eukaryota; Metazoa; Chordata; Aves; Passeriformes; Cinclidae
Gene: CIPC
Product: CLOCK interacting pacemaker
Exons: 4
Coding region: 138-1253 (371 amino acids)
Biological process (GO): negative regulation of DNA-templated transcription; negative regulation of circadian rhythm
Cellular component (GO): nucleus
Source: RefSeq, a predicted model, not a curated record